This is a messenger RNA of Phyllotreta striolata, 384 nucleotides long. The record is from the annotation of a GenBank genome assembly. NCBI's taxonomy places the organism in Eukaryota, Metazoa, Arthropoda, Insecta, Coleoptera, Chrysomelidae.
UAAAAGUAAGGCAAACAAUGUUAGGCUGAAAUUGUUACAAAAAUACAUCAAAAUGAAGCUGGUUUUUUUCUCUAUCAUUGCUGUUCUCUUCUUCGUGAUGUUUCAAGGCGUGAUUACCCAAGAAUAUCGUUACAAGAAACCGGCGUAUAAAUAUCGCAAUUCGAUGGAUGAAUAUGAUGAAGGAGAAAUUGCAGAUUCUAAUAUAAACAAACCCAAACGACCGGUACAAGAUAUGCGAUACAAUAUAUUUGAUUAAGAUGAAAGCUAAAUAUCUACCACACAUCCAAUAAACUUUACCAAAACUUUAAUAUGUAUUAUAGAUACAUGAUUGUAUUGAUUUGUUAUGUACUUUUGCUUUUGGCUAAAUAUUAAAUAAACAAUUCG